UACAGAGUAUUCGGGGAAGGAUGAAAACUUUAUUGGGGCCAUUCCUUUGUCUUGGAAAGAAAUGAAUCGGGAAUUUUUAGCUGAACACCAUUUGGAACCAUAAUGUGGGACUACCAUGACAGUAUUUCAUUUUAACCAUAAUUAUUUGUGAGAGAAAUUUAAGUAUACUUGAAUCACCUAGUUGUUAUAAUGCAGCUUACCAUGGACCACAGAAGCAGAUCUAUGGAGUACACCCAGGACUGUGAUUCUGUUAAUAACGACCAGGAUUUUAACGGGAACACCGCAGACACAAAGUCCGAGGAGCGGGACAGUGGAACGGGACUCUCGAGUCACUCCACCUCGGCCGAUCCCAUGAGUAUGGACGACUCAGACGAGCCCGCCAGUAUCGGGGAGGAACUCAACUCCUCCUCUUAUCAUUUAGACAUGGACGGGGAGCUGGUGCCGAUUAACAAGGACGAACUACAGGACACGUGCAGUGAUUGUGAGGCCUCACGUACUUACACUGUGCCCACCCCUGUCAGUUUCAUUAACAAUAACGCUAACGAGCUGGUCGACCCACUUCAGGAGAUAAAUCAAGUUAACAUCAAGGAAAAGAAAUAUCCUGUUCUCCCUUCCAUCAGCAAGAAAUCGUGUACCCCACGUUCUCUCCCAAGUGAAACAUCUCUGGACAAUGAACUUCUUGAAAAGUGUCUAGUGCGAGAACUGACCAAAAAUCAAAUGGACUUUUCGAGAGAAAGAAUGGAAAAAGAGGCUGACUUUUUUGCGGAUCAUCGAAUUAAUACAAGCAAAGUGAAAGCUACCCCUCGCACCAAUCCCCUUCCUCCUAUAAGACCUGCAAAUGCUUCCUCCCCAGAUAAAAUGGGAACGUGAAAACUAUGGCUAACAAAAUUUAUGAGCAAAAACUGCUCUGACAUUAAAAGUCUAUCUGUGCAUAGCAAUAAUUAUGAUUGAGCACACAUAUAGUGAUGGAUUGUGCUUUGACAACAAAAUGGUAUCUUGUUCAAAAUUACUGCAUUGUUAAAUGUGUUGAAAAUUUGAGAUCUGAUGAUAUUUAUCAUAUAUGCAAAUGAUAUUUGUAUACUAUAGUGUGUUUUCAUAAUCAUUAUAGCUACAAUAAUAUAUGCAGACAUUUAAGAAUUUUAGACAAAAUAUAGGGUUGGAUUUACUGUACUGCAAUUUUUUGGUCUCUUAAAAUUGAAGAGUUUCUAUUUAGUAAGCAAUAGGGAUGUC
Molecule: messenger RNA, 1230 nt
Organism: Saccostrea cuccullata (small rock oyster)
Lineage: Eukaryota; Metazoa; Mollusca; Bivalvia; Ostreida; Ostreidae
Exons: 2
Coding region: 190-870 (226 amino acids)
Source: RefSeq, a predicted model, not a curated record